This is a messenger RNA of Medioppia subpectinata, 2732 nucleotides long. NCBI's taxonomy places the organism in Eukaryota, Metazoa, Arthropoda, Arachnida, Sarcoptiformes, Oppiidae. The record is from the annotation of a GenBank genome assembly.
AAAGUAAUGGAUGUUGGAGCAAAAAUCAACAGAAAAUCACCAUGGGACAAUUCAAACUGUGGAUAUAUCCAUUAUUUGUAAAGGGUGUGCGAAAUAAUGGUUUGGAUUUAGCGGACAUGUGGCGGUGUUCACAAUACGACGGUUCCAAAAAUUGGGACAUUGAACUAAAGAAGCAAGCACCAAGAUUAUUAAUGACGGCAAAGCUCACUGACACUCGGCUGCAAUAUAUGGUUGAAAUCAUAUCAGGUAUGCGUAUCGUUAAAAUGUAUUCCUGGGAGCAGUCAUUCGCAGACCUCGUGGCUGAGACACGAAAUGUACUGAACGCUAAGACUGAGAGUCCGUAUCCAACCCUUCAAAAUAUUUUGCUACAUUUAAAACCCGGAGAUUUAUUGGCAGUUAUCGGACCGGUGGGGGCGGGAAAGAGCUCACUAUUGAUGACAAUUCUAAAAGAACUGCCGCUUCUGUCGGGGAGUAUAGAAACCAUGGGAUCGAUAAGCUAUGCCUCUCAGGAGUCCUGGAGUUUCAACACUAGUGUCCGAAAUAAUAUACGUUUUGGUAAACAAUUUACUAAAUCCCGAUAUAAUCGAGUGGUAGAGGUGUGCGCUUUGGAGCGAGACUUUGAGAGAUUCCCGUUCGGAGACAAGACAUUAGUCGGUGAGAGAGGAGUACAGCUGUCGGGCGGACAGAAGGCCCGCAUCGGGUUAGCCAGAGCUCUGUAUCGAAACUCUGACAUUAUAUUAAUGGACGACCCGUUGAGUGCUGUCGACACUAGUGUUGCCGAACAUAUAUUUGAUAAAUGUAUAGUCGACUACUUGUGCGACAAAAUCCGUAUUCUAGUCACACAUCAAAUCCAAUUCAUACGAAAAGCGACACAAAUAUUGGUUUUGAACGACGAGGGAAAGUGUCUGGGAUUGGGAUCCUAUGAUGAGCUCCAGUCCCGGGGCUUAGACUUCAUGUCUAUUCUCAGCGAUCGGGAGAGAGAGCCAGACAUGAAGGCAGAGGAUGGGGAGGGGGAGGACAGGGAGAGGAGACUUAACGGUUAUGACACUAUAAUAAAAUUUCAGACAACUUCAGUGGACGAGUGUUUGGCGACUAGAAAUGUAACUGAAGUGGAAAACACUGAACCGAAAAUAGCUGACGAGUACAGGGAAACGGGUUCAUUAUCUGGCAAAGUAUAUAGCACAUUUAUUAAAGCAGGCGCCGGGCCAUUGCUAUUUUUCAACACCAUUUUAUUUACGAUCAUCGCUCAAACUAUUUAUCAUGGAUCGGACUAUUUUUUAACUCAAUGGACUGACAAAAAUCAAAACACGGAUAACACGAACACAUGUGAACAGAACAGGGAUGCGAUUAUCUACUCCUUACUGAUGGCCGCGCUGUUCAUCGCAUCCCUAUUGAGAGCCAUCACAUGGUUUGUAAUGUUUAUGAUGGCUUCAGUUAAUCUCCACAACAGUAUGUUUUAUCGUCUAUUACGGGCCCCGAUGUAUGUGUUUGAAAAUAACCCUGAUGGUCGGAUAUUGAAUCGCUUUUCAAAAGAUCUUGGUACAAUAGAUGAGCAACUGCCGGAAACAGCCUGGGGGUUCAAUUUGGCUCUGACUCAAGGAAUCGGUGGAAUAAUCAUGAUUGUGAUCGUCAACCCAUACUUAAUAAUACCAGCAUUUGUCUUAAUUGUAGUGCUCUUAGCAGCUAGGGCUAUUUACAUGAAGUCUGCUAGGGACAUUAAACGGGCCGAAGGUUUAACCCGGAGUCCAGUGUAUUCACACGUGAGCACUACACUCAACGGGUUGGCCAGUGUCAGAGCCUAUGGGGCGCAGGAGAUGUUUGAAAAACAAUUUUACGUGUACCAAGAUGAUCACUCGGCCACCUGGAUGCUCAACUUGACCGCUAGCGUUGCAUUUGCUUUAAUAAUGGACGGACUAUGCUUUCUUUAUAUUGUAAUUAUAUUCGCGGUGUUUAUGGUAUUCCCCGAAAAGUUGGGAGCGAGCGAUGCGGGACUCGCUUUAUCAUCAGCUCUACUGUUGUCGGGAAUGACUGAAUGGGGAGUCCGUAAGUCGGCAGAAAUGGAGAGUCAGUUGACUUCAGUCGAGCGCAUCAUUGAGUACUCAAAACUACCGCAAGAGGCGGCCCUCACAGCGCAUGAGAGCCGCAAACCACCCGCCGAUUGGCCACAAAAGGGACGGAUAGAGUUCAGAGAUGUGAGCCUAUACUACAAGGGAUCGGACGAACCGGUGCUCAAGAACUUGAAUUGCGUUAUAAAGAGUGGAGAGAAGAUAGGGAUCUGUGGGCGGACGGGCGCCGGCAAGUCGUCCAUUAUAUCGGCGCUGUUUCGUAUGGUUGAGCCGAAGGGGAAUAUAAUAAUGGACGGCCUGUCUGUCGGGUCGAUAGGUUUGCGUGAAUUGCGGUCAAAGAUCUCAAUCAUACCUCAGGAUCCGGUGGUCUUCACGGGAAGUAUCAGAAAAAAUUUGGAUCCUUUCGGCGAAUACAGCGAUCAAUACAUAUGGAGUGCCUUAGAAGAGGUGCAGCUGAAGAGGGCGGUGGGGGACCUCCCGGGCCAGUUGGACGCCCAGUUGGCCGAAGGGGGCGCUAAUCUGAGUGUAGGUCAGCGGCAGUUGAUAUGUCUGGCGCGGGCUAUACUGCGCCACAAUAGGGUACUAGUGCUGGACGAGGCGACCGCUAAUGUUGACCACAAAACCGAUGCCUUAAUUCAGACCACAAUUCGUGACAAAUUCAGUGAC